Molecule: messenger RNA, 3780 nt
Organism: Seriola aureovittata
Lineage: Eukaryota; Metazoa; Chordata; Actinopteri; Carangiformes; Carangidae
Gene: zfp36l1b
Product: zinc finger protein 36, C3H type-like 1b
Exons: 2
Coding region: 106-1176 (356 amino acids)
Molecular function (GO): mRNA binding; metal ion binding
Source: RefSeq, a predicted model, not a curated record
GCCGCUGUCUGCGCAGCACUGCCGCGCGACAGAGGGGGCUCUCCGCCGGGCACAGAAUAUCAGCUACCGCAAACGGCCAGCAACUCCCAUUCUUUACCAAUAAACAUGACAGCGAUUGUCAUUUCUCCUUUCCUAAAAUACGAAGAAGUCUCCAACAAGAACAGUAACAUGUUGAACUACAACAACCACAGUCUUGGUGGACCUCAGCUGACAUCUGCCCCAUGCUUCAGUGCCAAGCCGUCCUGCACCCCAACUGAAUCUCUGCUAGACAGGAAGGUAGUGGGGGCCCCCUCUGCAGGAGGCCUGUUCCAACGGCGUCACUCAGCCAGCCUCCCCAGUGCAAAGUUCAGCCUGAAUCAUCUUGUCAACGGCUUCAAAACGGAUCCCUCAGUGAAUCUGGGUUGCAGCUGCAGCAGCAACAACAAGGAGAACCGCUUCCAUGAGCGCUCUUACUCCGAGCUGGGAGACAGGCUGUCCCCUGGUAGUCAGGCAUCUGUGGGUGCAAGCAGCCAAGUCAACUUGAGCCGCUAUAAAACGGAGUUGUGCCGGCCCUUUGAGGAGUACGGUACCUGCAAAUACAGCGAUAAGUGCCAGUUUGCCCACGGCAUGCACGAGCUGCGCAGCCUGAGCCGUCACCCAAAGUACAAGACUGAACUGUGCCGCACAUUCCACACCAUUGGGUUCUGCCCAUACGGCCCCCGCUGCCACUUCAUCCAUAACGCAGAGGAGCGCUGCGGGCCCCCUCCCAUCUCUGGCUUCAACAAGAUGGAUCGCCCUCGGCUGCAGCAUAGCUUCAGCUUCGCUGGCUUCCCCACCUGUGGCGGCCCAAGGGACAGCCCCACCUCGGUCACACCUCCACCUGUGUUCUCCAACGAGGAUCUGAUGGAGUGGCAGAACAACCUCUUCAUCUACUCCAGCCAGGAGCACGCCAGCCUGUUCGGCCCGAGCUUGGGGCCCCCGCCUGUGUCUGAGCCUCAAGAUCUGGCCCUGCCUUCCACAGCCACCCCCUGCUUUUUUCAGCCUGCAUCAGAGAGCCCCCCCAGCCCCCCAGAUUCUCUUUCUGACCAGGAGGGAUACCAGAGCAGCAUGGGCAGUCAGAGCGGCUCUGAGUCCCCCCUCCUGGAUGCCUCUCGCCGCCUCCCCAUCUUCAGCAGGCUCUCUAUCUCUGAUGAUUAAGGUGUCUCCAUCCCUUGGUCUGAGAUAGGAGUGGAAGGGAGGGAGAGUGGAGGAUGGGGACCUCCUUCUUUCAGUCCUGUUUACAGGAGGAGCCGACUAAUCUGUGUGUUGCCAGUGAGUCACAUCAGAACAGAGUGUGCCUUCUCUUAUUUCAGGAUUUGUUUUACCUUUAAGGACCCGCCCCCUUAAAAAAAGUCAGAUCAAGUCUCUGCACUGAUGCCAUCAUUGGAUGAAUGUGGAUGGUUUUGAGAUCACAUUAUGAAGUGAAUCAGUGUGACUUAUGUGCAGUAGAGUGUCAGUGGGCUCAGUGUGUGUGUUUGUGCUUCAGCAGCUACACCUCGACUGUUUAAGGACCAUCACAAUAGGAAGCCAAGACACAGUGUCUCUUUAAAAGUGCCUUCAUGACCAACAGUAAGCCUCUUCUGAUCGAGCUCAGUUCCCUGUUUUUCUGGCCUCUGUCAUGUGAUGGGCCUGGUGCUGGUGCUGGAGCUACGUGCCUUGUUUCACUGUUGCGGUGGUCUGUUAUCAUUCCCUUGGGUUUUCUUUGAAUAGGAUUCGAAUAAACUUGUGAGGUUAAGGCUAAUUUUUUCCCAGAUUAUGUUCUUUCACUUACCUCCAGCCAAAUGUGUACAGUUUGGCUUUUCUCUGUGUCUGAGGUUUCUGCCUCUGUCCCAAAAUACCAGAGGAGGGUGAAUCUGAUUUUUAUUCACAGCAUUAAAAAAUAAAUUUGCAAUAAAUUCAACUGCAGCAGCAGUGGAUUAUCCAUAGCUUCUUAUGGACUGUCUCUGUUUCAGACACAGCUGUUCUCACUGAAGGCUGUGGAGUCAGAGGCAAAAGGGAAAGCCUGGUUUCUCAAGUGCCAAACAGUUUGGCGAGGAAGGAGAGAAAUGUUUAUUUUCUUUGUUUGUUUUUAUUGAUAAUUUUGGUGAACUGACUCGUUAACAAACUGCCAGCAGACAAAGUUUGGCAGGUUCCUGCUGUUGAUUUUCCUCCUCAGCCUUUAGAGUAUUAAAAUCAAUAACUGAACUAUUUCAGUCUUCUCACAUGUUCCCUCCCCACAGCUCACCUCUGUGUCUGAGGUGAGGGGUCAGUAUGCUGUCUGAAAUCAGAUGAGUGUAAACGCUCUUAUAGAUUCCACCAUAUUUAAUAUUAUAAUGAUGAUGAUAUUAUUGUCUAGAUAAUUUCCCAAAGCUCUCAGAGUUGGGGCUUUGGCUGUCACUGCUUAUUUAUCAAAAUGUAUUUAUUGCUGAUCUUAAGCAUUUUUAUUUUGUAUUUAUCUGUUAAAUGAAACAAUAGACUAUAUAUUUUAUUUUAUGUUAAAUUAUGAUCUGUACUAAUCGCGAGAUUGUGAAGACCUUUUUUUGUUAUUUUUAUUCAGUUAAUAUACUGCAAUGACAUUUAUUUGUAACACUUGAUUUAUAUUGAAACUGAAUCUUAAUUUAAAAUACAAAGGUUUAGCAUUAGUAUUUAUUGUUUGUUCCUCCCACAUAUUGGACUGUUGAUGUCUGAAGGCUCCGACACAGAAAGUGACUGCACCAGCACAUGCCAGAGGCAGAGCUACAAACUCUGCAGCUGCCAUAAUCAAGUUCAGAUGACGAACACAGCUCGUGCACUAAUUGGAAACUAAUCAGAUAACAAAGCUGGUGGCAUGUAGUUGUUGGAAGGCGUGGGCGCAGCGCAGUAUGACUGCACUCAGGGUGCAGGUGGUGCUAGUUUCACAGGGUUCAGUUAACAUACACAACAUCUGUCACAGCUGCUGCCUUUCUAAUAUGUGGCUGUUUGUCUGUUUGUUUAGCAGCUCUGUUCCCUACUGCACUAUCUUUACACACAGGGUUUAUUCUUGCAGCUCAUGUCUCUAAAGUGUGAAAUUCACAGUGAAUGUAUAUAAAUACCUAUAUUUAUUAAAGUUAAUUUUAAGGCCUUUCAGCCAUGUUUGAUUUCAUCAAGAGGUUUGGGGGAAAUAAAUUUGUGUUCUUCAGACACGUAGAACAAUGUUCAAGUAUACCAAUGUCUAUGGAAACAGUUUUCUACAGAGCAUCUGCACAAGUAACGUUGAACAAAAGUUGUUCAGAAGUGACAAUAUUAAUAUUGAUCUGCAGAAUUAAAUUGAGAGUGUGUUGAAACAGCUUGUGUAGGAACCCUGUAAACCUCUCCCACCUGCACUUUACUUUAUGCACCACUUCAGAUCAAAAUGCUUCACAGCUUCACAGCUGUGGGUCCAGGCCUCUCUUCUCUUUCCUGCUGCAGGUCUGGGCAGCAUCUUCUUUUACCCUGAAUGUAGUCCUGUCCUCAUCAGUGUCUCUUACUCAGAUUAAUUCCCAUUUGAUUAUCAGCCACACUUGCUCUUAUUUUGAAAGGACAAUGGAAGCGUGUCUGUUCCACAGUAUCACAUGCACACUUGGUAGCACUUUGAGUCAUGAUGAUCAUGAUUAUGUAAAGGUUAUGUUUUUUGUUCCAAGAAGUGCCUCUAAAACAUUCCAGGUGUCCAGAUGUUGCCUUGACAUGUUUCUGUAGCAGCAGAUGUCACUACAUGGAUUCAUUCAUGGUUUGUUUUCUAAUGAAAGAUUUCAAGUUAAAACAAAUAAAACGCAUAUUUAUACUGAA